Molecule: messenger RNA, 2665 nt
Organism: Vollenhovia emeryi
Lineage: Eukaryota; Metazoa; Arthropoda; Insecta; Hymenoptera; Formicidae
Gene: Tom70
Product: mitochondrial import receptor subunit TOM70
Exons: 8
Coding region: 316-2079 (587 amino acids)
Molecular function (GO): protein binding
Source: RefSeq, a predicted model, not a curated record
UGGGUCUCGAUAGUCUCGAUACUCGUCGGCGCGCUGAGGGGACAGUCGGAGGCGCCGGAAGACUAGGAGAUCUCGGGGGAUCACCCGCAACGCGACAGGCCUGAACAGGACCGAAGUCCGGGGAGUGGAUCCGCAUGAUCGUCGCUUGGACCACACGUUGCCUCGUGCUCUCGCAGCCUCGCGGUGUCUCGGCCAGUGAGAAACGGAGAGAGAUCCUCGCGCGUCGUCCUACCCAGCCUCCUUGCCGCGUUCCCGGUGGUGCCGGGUGUCACGUCGUGACCGUUCGCGCGCGGCCAACGAUUCCAGAUCGCAGGGAUGACCGCUUCGAGCGGCAGCAGCAGCCCGCUGCCGAAAUGGCAGCUCGCCCUCGUGGUCGGGGCACCGGUCGCCCUCGGCCUCGGCUACAUGUACUACAGGAACAGGAACAGCGGCGGCGGCAAGGUCGACAAGCCGGAACGCGACAAGUUCAGGAGCGGCGCGGCGGCCAGGGAGAACGGCGCGCCUGCCGACAAGCAGAUUUCCAUCGACGGCGAUUGCCCACCCAAAGUGCCUUCUUCCGAGCCGGAGACUCCUUUACAAAAGGCACAGAGGUAUAAGAACGAGGGAAAUGUAUGUUUCAAAACGGGAAAAUACGAUGAGGCUAUUGCACGAUAUAAUAAAGCAAUUGAUAUUUGUCCGAAGGAGAACGUGGACAACCUCGCAACUUUUUAUCAAAAUAGAGCGGCUGCGUAUGAGCAAUUGAAAAAAUAUAGCGCCGUAAAAGCCGACUGUACAAAAGCUUUAGAACUAAAUCCAAGAUAUGCGAAAGCUUUACUACGCCGGGCACGUGCUUUGGAGCAGGUGGGGGAGUUGGAAGCUGCCUUGGAAGACGUGACUACCGCGUGUAUUCACGAAGGCUUUUCCAAUCAGAAUUCCCUGUCAAUGGCAGACAAGGUCUUGGAAAAACUUGGGAGACAACAUGCCCAAGAAAAUUUGGCGAAUAAAAAGUUUGUAAUGCCAAGCAAGCAUUUCAUCAAAACUUACAUUAUAUCUUUCCCAAAAGAUCCAGUGUUUUCUAGACUUAAAGAUCCGGCGGCGAUUCCAGAUUACUUAAAGAAACCACUACAAGCGUUAUUGGACACGGAAUACGAUGAUGUAAUACCGCUGUGCACGGAAAUCGUGGAAAAUUCCGAUUUCAUUGAGUUUCCUUCGUUGGAACAAGAGGUGCUACUAUUACGAGCUACAUUUCACUUGCUUUUGGGCGAGCACGUUGAGGCGAUUCACGAUUUUGAAACUAUAUUGAACAGCGAAGAUGCGUCCGACGACGUCAAGAUAAACGCCCUGAUAAAGAGGGCGGCCUUGUACAUGCAACUCGAUAAUCCAGAAAUGACUUUCAGGGACUUUGAUCUAGCCAUUAGAAUGGAUGCAUGUUAUAGCGAUAUCUAUCAUCAUAGAGGACAGGUAAAUUUGCUCAUGAACCGUAUAGAGGAGGCUAAGCGCGAUUUUGAAAAGGCCAUCGAGUUCAAUCCAGACUUCGGCAUAGCAUAUGUGCAAAAGUGUUACACGGAUUAUCGUUUUGCGAUGUUCAGUAAAGAUGUAGCAUUAGCCGAAGCGGCUGUGAAAGACUUCGAAAGAGCUUUCGAAAAGUACCCAAAUCCCCCAGAAUGUAUAUAUUGUUAUAUAUUGUAUGCUCAGAUGAUGACUGAAACUCAACACUACCAAAAGGCUGAUACUUAUUUUGCUAAAGCAAUAGAGAAAGAUCCAGAGAAUGCAACCGUCUAUGUGCACAGAGGUUUAUUGCAAUUGCAAUGGAAUGGUAAUAUUGAUAAAACUGUGGAGUACAUUCAUAAGGCAUUAAAAUUGGAUGAGAAAUGCGAGCUUGCGUAUGAAUCGUUAGGGAGUAUCGAAGUACAAAGAGGAAACAUAGAGGAAGCAGUAAGGUUAUUUGACAAGGCUUUGGUAUUCUGUCGUACAUUUAUGGAAUUAACACACAUAUACAGCUUGAGAGAUGCCGCGAAAACACAACUGAAUAUAAAGAAUCGACUAGGUAUGGACGUGAUUCGAUCGUCGUCUCGAUUCAUCCCCAAUUCUAUGUUUUAAAUUAUUAAGAAGUUAAAAAUAAAAGACCACUGUUACUAAACUACAAGAAUUAAAUUUUAUGUUAGCACACGUCACUUUUUAACAUACAGGGUAUCCCAAAAACUGAAGUCUGCGAAUAAUUUUACCCUAUUAUACCGCAUUUUAUAUAAAACAAUUUAUUUCUAACCGCAUUUGAUCUAUGAUUUACACAAAGUUAGUGACAUGAUAUACUAGUUGUAGAUUAUCAGCUUUAAAGUAUUUGUUGGCAACUGAUAAACAGCUAUUUAGAAUUGCUCAAGAUUUACUCUUUGUAAGAUUUUAUGUUUGUGCGGAUAUUAAAAUUUGUUAUUUGAGUAAUUUUGUGACUAAUCACAAAUUUUUUAAUUGAUUUUAAAGAAGUAUAUGUAUUUUUGUUUAAAACACUUUAUAUGUUGGAAAGAGCCUAUUAUUGAAAAUCGUACGACAUAAUCUCUUAACGUGAUUGUUUUCAAUCAAAUUAUAUAAAGUUUGUAUAAUAGAAACUUAUAUGAAAGUUAUUUUGUAGUUAUUUACAUUAUCCUGUGCGCAGAAAAUAAUGUAUUGAGAAAAUAAAUAUAGUAUACUUUCA